Messenger RNA from Ooceraea biroi (clonal raider ant), 723 nucleotides. RefSeq names its product translation initiation factor IF-2-like. The record is from RefSeq and is a predicted model, not a curated record. Lineage: Eukaryota; Metazoa; Arthropoda; Insecta; Hymenoptera; Formicidae.
AUGCGUACAGUGUCAGCGCUCGAAGAUCAACAGACACACACGAACACCAAGCCGAUCACCGCACCCAGCUUUCUCAAGCUCCGAGGCGCUGGGCGUAGGAAAUCCGACGCUAGUACAGAACGCAAACCUACAAGACCUAGACGGCCGAUAGUACAUCACAGGCCAUCAUCCACGGCAGUAGAAGUUCCCACUCCUGACCGUUUUCCUGAAGAUCCGGCCAUCGCGGCCAUCUCUGUACCUGCGCAGCCAGCGACAUCGAAGGUACGACGAGCCUUGACACCACGAGUGGCUCAGCUCAUUUCGCCAAGGGCGCUCAAGAGGAAAAGAGCACCGGCCCGAGUGACAGUCCGACCAUUGGCAGCAAGCUGCCAGCCUGCUGCUGCUACCAAAACGUCGCCACCAUCAUCGCCGGUCCCCGGUUUACAGCCGGUUUUCACCGCUGUUUCCACAGCCGCACCACCGACGUCGACGUCGCCAGUUCCCGGCUCCCAGCCGGCCUUCUCACACUCGGACGACGAGGAGCCACCUUCCAGGGCCUGCAUCGACUUGCUCCCGUGGAACCUCAAGGAGCUUACACUCUCGCCUCCUAGGCGAACGAGGCCUCUACGGGAAACUCUGUCGCCGUGGGACAUACGCGUCCGAAGAAGGACGAGUCCACGACAGAGGCGAGCUUCCGCCACUCCGCCGCCAAGGACUACGUCGGACAAAGAGAACGUCCACUAG